Sebastes umbrosus (honeycomb rockfish) is the source of this 2699-nucleotide messenger RNA. It is a transcript of the gene mmp19, whose product is annotated as matrix metallopeptidase 19. Gene Ontology annotation, biological process: collagen catabolic process; extracellular matrix organization; proteolysis. Lineage: Eukaryota; Metazoa; Chordata; Actinopteri; Perciformes; Sebastidae. The record is from RefSeq and is a predicted model, not a curated record. Gene Ontology annotation, cellular component: extracellular matrix. Gene Ontology annotation, molecular function: metalloendopeptidase activity; zinc ion binding. Bases 238 to 1656 code for a protein of 472 amino acids. The transcript is spliced from 10 exons.
AGGCUGGUGGGCAAAUCUACUGCAGGCUGAUGAGACUGAUGAGAAGCAGGUGUGCAGACUGGGAGAGAUGAUUGGCUGAUAGCAGACAGGGAUGGAUCAUCGUAGCCACAGGUCUGACUCAUGUGCUGGGUUUAAAAACUGCUAGAGCGCUCGGAGAACAAACACAGUCUGCUGUGGGACUCUGUUGAGCACUUCUCAGGCUCUGUGCAUCGGCCCAGGAUUAUUGAAAACUUUAAUAUGGACUACACAUGGCUGCUGCUGCUGGUGCUGCUCAACCUCAGUGGAGCUAUUUGUGCAGUGGUGCAAUGGACAGAAUUAGAUGAAGCAAAGGCCUAUUUGAGGCAGUAUGGUUACCUGAAUGACCCCGCUGAUCCACAGGACCCUCAUUACCUGGAAGAAGUCAUUGAAGCUCUCAGGGUUCUCCAGAGGGUGAAUGAUCUGCCACCUACUGGAGAAUUAGAUGAAGCUACUCUGAAUCUGAUGAGACAGCCGCGCUGUGGCAUGGAGGACCCCUUCAACAAGAAACAGCACAGAUACAGAGUGAUGGGUCAUUGGAGAAAGAGGAGUCUGACCUAUCGCAUCUACAACUACACACCUGACAUGAAGAAGGCAGAGGUCAAGACGGCCGUCCGCUCUGCCUUCAAGUACUGGAGUGACAUGGCGCCUUUGACCUUCAGAGAGGUCGACUACGGCAGACCAGACAUAAAGAUCUCCUUCCAUGCAAACGAUCGCUACUGCGCCAACCCAUUUGAUGGCCCUGGUCAUGUACUCGCCCAUGCUGAGACACCAGAAUCUGGUAUUGUCCAUUUUGAUGAGGAUGAGUUCUGGACCGAGGGAACAUAUUAUGGCACUAAUCUGCGUAUUGUGGCUGCCCAUGAAAUCGGCCACGCCCUCGGCCUGGGCCACUCUCAGUUCAGAAGCGCUCUGAUGGCUCCUGUCUACGCUGGUUACCGUGCCAACUUCAGGUUGCAUUCAGAUGAUAUCAGAGGCAUCCAGAUGUUGUACGGCAAACGCACCACCAGCACUUUAGCCAGUCCAACAAGCCCAGGCAGUCUGUUUCCCACAGCGAGCAGCCCUGAUACUGAGAACAACCCUAACCCCUGCACUGCCACACUGGAUGCCAUCAUGUUAGGUCCAUGGAGGAAAACCUUUGCUUUCAGUGGUGAUUCCGUCUGGACGAUCACUGAUCUGGGACACAACACACCGAUAAAGAUCGACAGGCUGUGGACCACCCUCCCUGGCAACCUGGAUACUGCUGUGCACUCUCCAAGAACCAACAAGACAUACUUUUUUAAAGACAGUAAAGUGUGGAGGUACACCAUGUUCUCGCUGGACUGGGGCUACCCCAAACUGGUCAAACGGAUCCCUCAUAAUAUUGAUGCAGCUUUGUACCUGGAGAAGAACAAGAAGUUGGUCUUUAUCAAGGGUUCAGAGUACUGGCAGUGGGAUGAGCUGAAGUACACUGACUUAAGUGUCUACCCCAAACCGCUCUCUAUGCUCUUCACCGGAGUGCCGUCCAGUCCGGAUGCAGCCCUCACCUGGACCAACGGCAAGAUCUUCUUCUUUAAAGGAGAUGACUACUGGCGUGUGAAUGAGCUGUUCAGUGUCGAAAGAGGAUACCCACUGAGCAAGAAGGAGCGCUGGAUGCAAUGCUAGGGGUCAACCAUCAGGGGGCAGCAUGUAUCAAGAGGUCUACAGCAGGGGUGCUGGUUCCACUCCAGAGGCAUUGACAACCAGGCAACCUCAACAGCAGUGAUUGAUUGUGAAUCAUCAUUUAUCACGUUAAAAAAAAAAAUGUUUUAUUUCACUGGAUCUGAUUUCAACCAAGCUAGGGUGAUUUUUUGUGAGGCUUACUCCCUGAGCAAAUACGUGUGUUUUUGUGACUGCAAGAAUUAUGUAAGCUUUUGUAUGAUCUCAGGGAGAAAUCAAGGGAGGCCUUCUGUUUUUCUCUCUAACAUAUGUGUUGGAUUAUGUGUUAAUACUUUCAGUAAGAUGUAAUAUGAUGAUGGGAGUGUGCACUUUCUGUUCAGACAUUUUGUUUAACCUAUCAUGCAACACUUUUAAAAAGUAUGUUUAGUGCUCUUAAAUGUUACUAAACACUUCCAUUAUCUCAUGAAUCACACUGGUCUGUGAGGAAUCAUGUGACAUAGUCAUGUGUCCUGUGAAAAUGUAACAUUUUUUACAAUUAAACAAGACAUAAUGUCUGCUGUAAAAUUGGUUCUUUGAUUGUAGUUCCCUGUCACCAGAAAAGUGGCUCAACAUUCCCACAAAAAGGAUAGAAAAUAUUCAACAUUCAUUAUGAUGAAAGGCUGGUCUGUCCUUCAUUGUGUUGUCAGCAAAAAAACUUUGGUGGCGCCAUGGCAACGCCAACCAGUUUUAGAGUAGGAAAUCCUCCCCAUGACCUCUUUAUUGCCCAUGAAAACCUGGUGAGUAAUACUGCCAGUGUUGCUAAGAGCCCAAAGAGACAAACAGUGUCAUUCAUCUGACUCAAUCAAUAAGUGAAAAAACUGGUUUUGUAUCAAACACAUUUAUUUAUCUUUUGAAAUUUCUAUCAACAGGUAUGUACAGAUUCAGGUAACAAGUGCAUUGUCCCUGCACAAUUCAAACACAGUGGAUAAUUAUUUAAAAAUCUACAAAUUAACAACAAACAUGCUUUGUUUUUUUGUCCUUUUUUCAACCCUACCAUGUCAUUUUAUAAA